This is a messenger RNA of Camellia sinensis, 1636 nucleotides long. Its product is annotated as ERBB-3 BINDING PROTEIN 1. Lineage: Eukaryota; Viridiplantae; Streptophyta; Magnoliopsida; Ericales; Theaceae. The record is from RefSeq and is a predicted model, not a curated record.
CAAAACCCUAACCCAAAGCCUGUAACGCAAAUCCUCUCUGUAUAUAAACACAGCAGUGCCUGAGCAAGAGCCACCGCCCAACCUACCUUGCUUGCUAGGUUGUUGAAACCCUUUUCUGGCUAAAACCCUAGCUCGCUAGCUCACUCACUCUCUCUCUCUAUCUCUAAUCCAUCGCCUGCCAAUUUUCUGUUUCAGGGAUUUCUCGAGCUCGAAGCGAUGUCGGACGAUGAAAGGGAAGAGAAGGAGUUGGAUCUCUCCUCUCCUGAAGUCGUCACCAAGUACAAGAGUGCCGCCGAGAUCGUUAACAAGGCUUUGCAGUUGUUAAUAUCAGAAUGCAAACCAAAGGCUAAGAUUGUUGAUAUCUGUGAGAAAGGCGAUUCAUUCAUCAGAGAACAAACUGGCAAUAUGUACAAGAAUGUGAAGAAGAAGAUUGAAAGGGGUGUUGCAUUCCCAACAUGUAUCUCUGUAAACAACACUGUUUGCCAUUUCUCUCCACUUGCGAGCGAUGAGACUGUGUUGGAAGAAGGUGAUAUCUUAAAGAUUGCCAUGGGGUGCCACAUAGAUGGUUUCAUUGCUGAAGUUGCACACACCUAUGUCAUUCAGCAAGGACCAGUGACCGGUAGGCAAGCAGAUGUUAUUGCUGCUGCAAAUACUGCUGCUGAGGUUGCUUUGAGGCUUGUAAGGCCAGGAAAAAAGAACAAAGAUGUGACAGAAGCAAUCCAGAAGGUUGCUGCUGCCUAUGACUGCAAAAUUGUUGAAGGUGUCCUCAGUCACCAACUGAAACAGUUUGUGAUUGAUGGAAACAAGGUUGUACUGAGUGUCUCGAAUCCCGAGACAAGAGUUGAUGAUGCUGAGUUUGAGGAGAAUGAAGUUUAUGCAAUUGAUAUAGUCACAAGCACAGGUGAAGGCAAGCCUAAGCUCUUAGACGAGAGACAGACAACUAUUUACAAAAGAGCUGUUGAUAAGAACUAUCACUUGAAAAUGAAAGCUUCUAGGUUCAUAUUCAGUGAAAUAAGCCAGAAAUUUCCCAUCAUGCCAUUUACAGCUAGGGCUUUGGAAGAGAAGCGUGCUCGGUUCGGAUUGGUAGAAUGCGUCAAUCAUGAUCUGUUGCAACCAUAUCCUGUUCUUCAUGAGAAGCCUGGGGAUUAUGUUGCUCAUAUCAAAUUCACUGUUCUGCUAAUGCCAAAUGGGUCGGAUCGCAUAACAUCCCAUCCUCUGCAGGAGCUUCAACCUACUAAAACCAUAGAUGAUCCUGAAAUCAAAGCCUGGUUAGCUUUGGGCACAAAGUCAAAGAAGAAAGGUGGUGGAAAGAAGAAGAAAGGUAAGAAGGGUGACAAAGCUGAGGAGUCAGCAGACGCCGAGCCUAUGGAUGCAACCCCAGAUGGAGCAACUCAAGAAUGAGAAUUAAACGUUUGAUUUGUAUUUCCCUUUUUGCUCUCCAAUUUUGGGUACUUAUUUGUAUCUGUUUGCUUAUAUGAGUUCAUUCUCAAGGUCAAUUGUGUACACAGGUUUUACUUUUCUUUUUUUUUUUUCUUUUUUUCCCUAAAUGGAAAAAUUUUCUAUUGACAAUUGAAAACCUGAAAGUGAACAUGUUUGCAUAAUGUGAAACAAACUGUUUCUUCUUGCAGUGUGAUCA